UCUCACAGGCGAAUAGAGUGAGCGGCCGUCCAAGACCCCCGACUCCUCGCCUCGUAGUAGUGAGUGCCGUUUGUCUGCGAGUGUGGUAAGCUCUCACGGGUAGCUGUGUGACCAUUAUGUUUGAGUUGAAGGAUACCUAAGGACGCUUGCCAAGAUGUCGUCGACGAUGCUGGAAGAACUGGAGAUUAAGGAACCUACGCCUAGCAUCGCACCCAGCCAGUCCGAGAAUGUCCCGUAUGCUAAAAAAUGGAGAGUUCUGCUCGCGGUCUUGCUCGGCGUCACCAUCAUCGGCUUCUGCCUCCUGGGUUUCUACCUCAGCACCAAAACCCGUACGAAAUACUACGUGCAACCCGAAAUCCCGCACACUACGACACCCAAACCCGACAUCCGGUGGCGCGAGAAGACAGACAGUUGCCCGAGCGUCACGGACAAUGCAUGCCCGAAAGAUGUGCCCCUACUCGUCAUUGGAAUCGACGGCUUGCACCCCGACUUCAUACACCCAGAGCAUACCCCUGCCUUAUCCUACAUGAAAAGAUGCGGAGUCACAGCUGACAGCCUGGUACCUACCUACCCCACAACCACCUUUCCGAAUUUUUAUUCUAUCGCGACGGGUCUUUACCCCGAGAGCCAUGGUAUCAUAGGUAACAAAAUGUAUGAUCCCAAGAUUAAGAAGGAAUUCGAAGUCAACCGUUAUAUUUCUGACUGGUGGCGAGGGGAUCCGAUAUGGAACACAGUAAAUAAGAAUGGUAAAAUUUCAUCUGUCUAUAACUGGCCUGGAUCCGAUGUCACCAUUAACGGCAUGAAUGCCAACAACUAUUUUCCAUAUCGCGACAAGGAACCCAUGGACGCGCGAACCAAACAGGUCGAAAACUGGUUAUCCUCUUCGGCUGAUGAACGGCCAAAUAUUAUCAUGGUGUAUUUUGAGAAGCCCAUGUCCGACAUCCAAGAAUUCGGACCCUUAUCUGAUGAGGCUAAGUAUUCACUCAACUUAGUGGAUAAAGAAAUUGAGAAACUCAUGAUAGCCUUGAAUGCCACCGGCCUCGCCCGCUGCCUGAACACCUUGGUGGUUUCUGACCACGGGGCCGCCAGUGCCUCCUGCGCCUCUUCCUUCUACCUUGAGAGCUUCUAUCCAAAUAUCACUGCAAAGGCAAAAGUGUACACGGGUGCUGUGGGAAGACUAAGGGCAGCUUCAGGAAACAAAGAAGUGGAAGCCGAGAUCCUAUCGGUGUCCCAGUGCAAGAAUCCCCGAGUACGAGUUCUCCAAAAGUCUCUCCUGCCAAGAAGAUACCACUAUGCAAAUAACCACCGAAUAGAAGAUGUUAUUUUGGACACGAAACCAGGUACCCGGGUUGUAAUAGACUUUAAAAAUUAUUGUAAGAAAGGUGAACAUGGAUUCAAUAAUUUGGAGCCAAGUAUGCAGGCAACUUUCAUUGGUUAUGGACCACAUUUGAAAGAGAAUUAUACAGCGCGUAGCUUCCGGAAUGUUGAGCUAUACAACCUGAUGAGUCUGCUUGUUGGCGUCAGGCCAAGUGCCAAUAAUGGCACACUGGGUAGCAUGGACCAAUUCCUACGCAACAAGCCGGACCGACCUGACAAUCACAAGAAUUUCCUGGAGGAAGAGGUAUUGCCUCUAGUCAGAAGGAGAAAAGUUCCUGAGAAUGCUACGGAAGAAACGUGUGUAUGUAACUUCAUAGAGCAAGUGGAACCUGAUGUAAGUUUAAAUAGUUUUUUUUUUCUCUCUCUCUUUACUUUGGUGAUCAUGUUUUGAAGAGAUUGCGAUGGAUUUAUGCUGUAUUUCGAAGGGGAGGGGGGACUGGAUGUAUUAUAAAAAAGUAAACGAAAGUGGAAAAUGAAAAGACCGAGACAAUUAUCGCAUUGUCGAUGAGAAAGAAAAAAGGAAAAUUGAAGAAGAAAAGAAAUCGAGUUCAGAUUCAGUCACGGAAUUUUCGACCCGGUAUUACGCGAACGAAUGAACAAACCCCAUCCUUAGCUUACAAACUACCACAAAAAGAUGGAACCAAAAUCCUUCUAAACCCCCUUCCUUUUUAUUCAAUCAUCACAUUUUCUACCCGGCUACGUCACCAAUUACAAUAUCCUGUACUUUUACAGAUGCAAUGAGAGUUUACCUUAUGGCGAAAGGGAAGGAAAUGUUUUUGACGAUCUUCUGCGGCAGGAACACGGUUACUGUACUUCACAGAAUAUAUUGUCAUUCACGAGAUUGUGGCACUUUUAUUUAGCGUUUGUUUUUUCACCGGAAUGUCGAAUACGAAUCUAAAACACAAGUAGCACUGUAAACAAAUUUCACUGAGCACCGUGACAAGUGUUCAAGUUUACCGGUAGAUGGCGGCGCAGUGAAUGGAUGUUCAAGUAUUUCUAAUAAAUCUACGUACAGAGUAAUGUACAACG
Messenger RNA from Penaeus indicus, 2406 nucleotides. Its product is annotated as ectonucleotide pyrophosphatase/phosphodiesterase family member 1-like. NCBI's taxonomy places the organism in Eukaryota, Metazoa, Arthropoda, Malacostraca, Decapoda, Penaeidae. The transcript has 12 exons. Gene Ontology annotation, cellular component: I band; striated muscle dense body; sarcoplasmic reticulum. The record is from RefSeq and is a predicted model, not a curated record. Bases 155 to 1768 code for a protein of 537 amino acids.